Brettanomyces nanus is the source of this 954-nucleotide messenger RNA. RefSeq names its product ribosomal protein P0 (A0) (L10E) (gene RPP0). Gene Ontology annotation, molecular function: structural constituent of ribosome; large ribosomal subunit rRNA binding. NCBI's taxonomy places the organism in Eukaryota, Fungi, Ascomycota, Pichiomycetes, Pichiales, Pichiaceae. Bases 1 to 954 code for a protein of 317 amino acids. The transcript has a single exon. The record is from RefSeq and is a predicted model, not a curated record. Gene Ontology annotation, cellular component: cytosolic large ribosomal subunit. Gene Ontology annotation, biological process: cytoplasmic translation; ribosomal large subunit assembly; ribosome biogenesis.
AUGGGAGCUACUAGAGAAAAGAAAGCCGAGUACUUUGUGAAGUUGCAGGAGUAUGUUGAGGAAUACCAGUCGUUGUUCAUCGUUGGUAUUGACAAUGUCUCUUCUCAGCAGAUGCAUGAGAUCAGAAAGACCUUAAGAGGUGAAGGUGUGCUUUUGAUGGGUAAGAACACUAUGAUCAGAAGAGCUUUGAGAAACAUCCUCUCUGAGCAUGCUGAUUAUGAGAAGCUCAUGCCUUUCCUUAAGGGAAACAUUGGUUUCAUUUUCACCAACGGAGACUUGAAGAGUGUUAAGGAGGUUGUCAUUGCCAACAAGGUUGCCGCUCCUGCCAGAGCUGGUGCCACUGCUCCUUGUGACGUGUUUGUUCCGGCCGGAAAUACCGGUAUGGAGCCUGGUAAGACCUCUUUCUUCCAGGCUUUGGGUGUUCCAACCAAGAUUGCCAGAGGUACCAUUGAGAUCGUCUCUGACGUGAAGAUUUUGACUAAGGAUCAGAGAGUUGGUCCUUCUGAGGCUCAGUUGUUGAACAUGUUGAACAUCUCUCCUUUCACCUUCGGUAUGACCAUUGUCCAGGUGUUUGAUCAGGGUCAGAUCUUCCCUGCCACCAUCUUGGAUAUUACUGAUGAUGAGCUGGUUGCUGACUUCACUGUCGCCAUCGCUACUAUCACCAAGAUAUCCUUGGCUUCUGGCUAUCCAACCGUCUCUGCUGUCUCCACUCAUCUCGUUAGCGCUUACCAGGACUUGGUUGCUCUUUCUAUUGGUACUGGAUACACUUUCGAGGGUACUGAGGAGCUCAAGGACAGACUUGACCAUCCUGAGAAUUAUGCUGCUGCUACUACUGCUGCUCCAGCUGCUUCUGAUGACACCAAGGAGGAGUCUAAGGGUGAUGACAAAGAAGAGGAAGAAGAAGAAGAAGAGGAGGGCUCUGAUGAGGACAUGGGUAUGGGAUUGUUUGAUUAA